AUGGCAGCCCGCCGCGUCUUGCUGCUGGCCGCCGCCGCCGUCGCGGGCGCUGGCGCCCAACUGCAGCUUCCCUGGACGACCGACGUCGGGAACACGACGUUCGGCCCGGACGGGCCGUGGCAAGCGGUGCUCGUCAAGCUCAACGGCACGGGGUCGCAGAUGCAAGAGGUGCCUCUGUGGCCCGGCGGCUCCGGCGUCUCCGAGAUCCCCACGGCGGACAACGGCGGCGCGUACAACAUGCCCUCGAGCGCCGUCCGCACGGGUCGCUCGCGGGCCGCCUCGGACAAGUGGUUCAGCACCGUCUUCAUGGAGUCCGAGUGGUCCGGGUUCGAGUAUUGGGACGGCAUGGAGCUGGAGCCGAGGUUCGGCAGCGGCACCCAGAUCACGGCCAACGCGACCUUUGUGGCCGCCACCAAGUGGACGGGCAGCGCCCCCCUGAACGAGACGGACUACAGACCCUCCGUCGGCAUCCUGGGUUUCGCGCCACGCAGUGAGAGAAGCGACGACACCACGGUGCCCUCCAUCCUCGAGCAGCUCAAAGCAUCCGGUGACAUCGACAGGAACGCCUUCAGCGUGCACGUCGGGAGCGCCGCGCUCGGCCUGCCCGGGUCCCUGGUCCUCGGCGGCUACGAGCGGAACAGGGCCCUCGGCCAGGUCGGCACCUUCACCCUCACGGACAGCAUCCCGAUCAUGUACCUCCGCGACGUCGUCCUGGACGUCGAGGUCGGCACCUCGACCUCUUACGCGGAGGGAGGCAACGGCAGCUUCUGGCAAGAGUCCACCGAGACCGGCGAGCAGUACACGAAAUACGUCGGCGGAGCCCCCGGGUCCGUGGUCGUGAUCCCGAACCCGGCGUCCCCGUACAUCUACCUGCCCCCGGGCUUCUGCGAGGCGAUCGCGACCAGCCUCCACAUGACGCGCCACGACGCGACGGGCCUGUACCUCUGGGAGCGGAGCACGCAAGCCGAGCUGUUCGUCAACUCGUCGUCGUACCUCGGCUUCGUCCUCUCGGACCAGAGCGCGACGAACCUCACCAUCAAAGUGCCCUUCACGCUCCUCAACCUGACGCUGGAGCCGCCGCUGGCGGAGCGGCCUGUCAGCUACUUCCCCUGCAAGUCCAUGGAAUCCCCCUACGGCUUCUGGCAGCUCGGCCGGGCCUUCUUGCAGGCGGCGUUCCUGGCCAUCGACUACGAGGGGGAGGUCGCGUACAUGGCGCAGGCCCCCGGGCCGCACCUGGAGCAGAGCGUCGUAAAGAAGCUGGACGGCUCGGCCGUCGAGACGAACCCGGCCGAGUCCUUCGCCAAGACCUGGCAGGAUCACUGGCAGCCGGUCUACAUGGACCGCAGCAGCUUCGACGCCAGCGACGACGAGCGCCUGUCGGCCGGCGGCAAGGCGGGCGUCGCCGUCGCUGGGGUGGCCGUGACCGCCCUCUUCGUCUCCGGGCUCUGGUUCUGGUGGCGCCGCAAGAGAGGCAAAGGCCAGGAAACCGAUGCCGGCAGCGGCAGCCAGGCGGGCUCGUCCGGGGAGAGCUUCAUGGAUCACGGAGCCGAACAGAAGAUGCUGAGGGUGGACAAAGCCACCGAGCUGGAUGGGCACACGCAUGCCGUCGAGCUCGACCCUCGUACGCCGCCGGUUGAGAUGGGAGCGCCAUUACCGCACGAGAUGGGCUCUCAUACCGAAUCUACCCGGACGGUUAGACAUGAAGUUCCAAGCGACUCCGUAGUGUACGAGUUGCCUACUCCAACGGCUACGCCAGAUAGGGCAGCCGCUGGGAAGUGA
Messenger RNA from Colletotrichum higginsianum IMI 349063, 1779 nucleotides. Its product is annotated as Aspartic-type endopeptidase. The transcript has a single exon. The record is from RefSeq and is a predicted model, not a curated record. Lineage: Eukaryota; Fungi; Ascomycota; Sordariomycetes; Glomerellales; Glomerellaceae. Bases 1 to 1779 code for a protein of 592 amino acids.